AUUAUACUAUUAUACUUACUAUUAUUACUACUACUGUAGUACUGGUAUUAUUUCGUUUUGAUUGAGAGCUGAGAGAGAGCUGGAUGAAAUAAUUAUUUGUUUGUAGAGUUAUGUGAUUGCUGUGAAGUGUGAAGUGUGUAUUGUAGUGUUACUGAAACCAUUGACUAGGCCUACAUGCUGAAAGCUGAAACUGAACUGAAGGAGAAAGUAUAUAAAUUAAAAAACAAGUGCCUGAAGCAGAAACCCUCCUAUGAAUAGACCUAUGAAAGCCUAUGAAAGUUCUUAAAAUUAGGCUGUACCUAGAUAUUCAGGAUGCAGGAGUUGAUUACCUGUUGAAUGACGAACUAAGCUUGGGGUUCAGAUCACAAUAGUGUGUAUCCUUUUUCAGGCCUUGUAUUCAUGCAGAUUUUAAUCUAUUGAUUAUGGCUGAUUCAUCCAGUUUGACCUCAAAACUAACAGAAUGCCUACAGCAUCUGCAAAAACUGGAGGACUGUUAUAUGGUUGAAGACAAAUUUUCAUCUCAAUUCAAAGUUUUCCUACAAAUUUUGAAUGCCAGCUUUACUCACCUAGGGAAGGAUGGCAAAUUGGUACAUGAGAUCUCUUCCAAAAGCAAGAUCCUUCUGUGUCUAAGCCAAAUAUCAAAAAGUUUCAAACUUUUUAGUCAUCUUCUCCGUAAGCCGCUUUAUCGGCAAGGUGUCUGGUAUGCGUGUGAACGGCUUCGAUGUUGUGUGUCAGAGUUACGGCAGAUUUGUUGUACCUCGGGCAAAGCUGAAGACAACAAUGGUGACUCUGGAUCGUUCCUGCUACGUGUGGACGAAGCUUUGCAGUUGUUGGAAGUCCAAGGAUCAUCUGUAGCCUCCGAAUCCUCAUGGACUCAACUCAUCAAUGACAUAAUCUAUCAGGCUGUUACCAUAGCCAAGAUGGCCACUGACCUGGACUACAACGAAAUAACAUCAGCCUGCCACGGGAUUUUGGAAAUGAAUUCUCAGUUGGUGAAUGAAGGCUCAGCUAAUUCAAACCAACCUUCUCACCUGACGGAUGCCAUGUUCAACCAUCUUGUCACUUUGGAGGAAAGGGUCAAUCUGGCCAUCCUCAGGCUUUUCUUGCAGGUAUUCUCAGAGCCAUGCAGACCAGUGAAGCAGUUGGUGCGCCAGUGUAGACAAGCGCUGCCCGACCGCUCUCUUGGUGAUCUGGACCCUCAAGUAGCUGAGCUUGACACUCACAUAGAACGAGUGAUGCUCAUUGUACAGUUUGCUGUCUCAUGCUGUGAAAAUGCUACCAGAGUUUUGGGCAUGAGGUGUUGUCUGGCCAGUGUAGAAUCUAUAGACAACUACUUAGUCCCAGCAUUAAAGGCAUUGUAUCUGACAGCUGGAUGUGAAGAUAAACGUAGGUUUGCUCAUUUGUUGUGUGACCACUGGCAAGACGAAACAAAAAAUCUCCAGUCUCAUUUAGACAAUAUAAUCGACUCCACAGCCUUCAUUAGGGUGGUGCAAGAGAGUGUGAAUGAUCUUAGCCAACAACUGUGCAGAGGAGAGACUAAGGAGGAAGUUGGCAGAGCAAUAGUCAAGCAGAGCUGGCUGUUGUACAAGCAUCUCUCUGGUUCUGGAUUGUCACUUGAUUUAACUCAGCUGAAGCAAUGCGUGAGUGAGUUUGAGGCUGCAGUCAACUGUGAGGUUUCACUUGCUGCGGUUGUCAAGAGAGCGAGACUGGUCUUGUCCGCUAUAGACAAGAUAGCCGACUCUCAGAACAACACACAACCAUGUUACCAGCAGCCUUUAGAUGAGAACACUAACCCAGAACCUUCACAAAUGGUCAGGAGUAUUAGAGAUCUCCCUCUUGAUAUAUCAUUAUCAACUUCAAAAUCUCAGCAUGCUUCUUACAGACCACCAUGGUUGCAGAGAAAAAUCAAUGACCUGAAAGAGAAGACACGAGUAAAAUCAGACAACAUAAAAUUAAAAGAAGAAAAAGAUGCAUUUUCUGCGAGAAGCGUAGUUGAAAAUUGUAUCACCCCCGAUCACAAAGCUAAAAUAAGUAAUUUUCAGACACCAAAAAAUACAGUGGAUAGUGAUGAGAACUUGUUGACUCCUUUUUUGAAGAAAACCACAGAGAGGAAUGCCACUCUGUACCAGAGAACACCUCGCAGAGUUGUCCAGAACCAGAUGUUGGACAGUCUGAGUCCAGCCUCGCAAUGUAGCUGGUCUGUUGGCCACCCUGCCAGUCUAGUAUUGGAUAUCUCAGAAAUUCUGGACAGCUUGAGUGAGCUUGCUGACACUUUUUCAUCCAUAAAAGAAGCAGAAGCGAUCAGCUGGCAACAGCCUCAGCCGACCCCAGCGUCAGACGCCAUGCACAAGUACUUCUCUGGCAACUCCUUAGACAGUCAAUGGUUCUCUUUGGCCUCUGUCAGGACUGAUGAAGUGUCUGCUGAUGUGGAAACUCCUGAGAGGCUACUAGACCUUCAACGAGUGGACGAGAAAAUACGCAACCUUAAGUUAUCAUGACCAAACUGUGAUCAUAGACUAAGGAAACAAAGCAGACGGGCAGCAGUCGUUGCGCGUGUGUUAGUUCAUGAUGCGUGUAUCAGGCAGCGCCACUGUUGAUGAUGCAAAAGAUCUCCUUUACCGACGCGAGUAUGACGAACGGUGUUCUCCUACUAAAUUACUUACAUUUUUAGAUUGAAAUUUACAUAUUUAUAAUCUGCAAAUGUUACAAAACAGAUAUAAAUCUGGAUUUAAACUAAAAAUCAUAAACAUUUCAGUUGAAUAGGUGUGAGAAAGGAUUGGAUAAGCAGGCUUACCUUAAGAAAUGUAGACAUCCCACU
This is a messenger RNA of Macrosteles quadrilineatus (aster leafhopper), 2818 nucleotides long. RefSeq names its product serendipity locus protein alpha-like. Lineage: Eukaryota; Metazoa; Arthropoda; Insecta; Hemiptera; Cicadellidae. The transcript is spliced from 13 exons. Gene Ontology annotation, cellular component: cytoplasm; membrane; catenin complex. Gene Ontology annotation, molecular function: beta-catenin binding; actin filament binding. The record is from RefSeq and is a predicted model, not a curated record. Bases 423 to 2498 code for a protein of 691 amino acids. Gene Ontology annotation, biological process: cell migration; cellularization; cell-cell adhesion.